Bolinopsis microptera is the source of this 492-nucleotide messenger RNA. RefSeq names its product salivary glue protein Sgs-3-like. The record is from RefSeq and is a predicted model, not a curated record. Lineage: Eukaryota; Metazoa; Ctenophora; Tentaculata; Lobata; Bolinopsidae. The transcript has 2 exons. Gene Ontology annotation, cellular component: keratin filament. Bases 1 to 492 code for a protein of 163 amino acids.
AUGAGCGCUAAAUCCUCCAGCGCUAAACCCUCCAGAGCUAAACCUUCCAGCGCUAAACCCUCCAGCGCUAAACCCUCCAGAGCUAAACCCUCCAGAGCUAAACCCUCCAGAGCUAAACCCUCCAGAGCUAAACCUUCCAGCGCUAAACCCUCCAGAGCUAAACCUUCCAGAGCUAAACCCUCCAGAGCUAAACCCUCCAGAGCUAAACCUUCCAGCGCUAAACCCUCCAGAGCUAAACCCUCCAGAGCUAAACCUUCCAGCGCUAAACCCUCCAGCGCUAAACCCUCCAGAGCUAAACCCUCCAGCGCUAAACCCUCCAGAGCUAAACCCUCCAGAGCUAAACAUUCCAGCGCUAAACAUUCCAGCGCUAAAUCCUCCAGCGCUAAACCCUCCAGAGCUAAACCUUCCAGCGCUAAAUCCUCCAGAGCUAAACCCUCCAGCGCUAAACCCUCCAGAGCUAAACCCUCCAGAGCUAAACCCUCCAGAAGCUAA